AUGGUGAUCCCCGCAGAGCUGAUUCAGAAGGCUCUCAAACAACAGUCUGGCUGGGGCUUCACCGAGGGGCUGGUUCUGGGCCAACUGUCAGUCAUUAUCACAGUCAUUAUCAUUCUCAAGUUUGUCAUUUUUGCCGAGAACAAGAGCCCGAAAAAAGGUAAUGACAUGACCGCUGUGUCGGCCAAGGACAAGGAGGCCGAGCAUGUGGCCAUGGGUGGUCAGACAGCCAAUGGAGUCAAGACCAGUGGCGUAAGACGCAACAAGUCGUCCACCAACCUGCGAAACAGACUGGCUACGGGGGCUGCUGGGGCCUCUAUUUCGCGCCCUGGAAGCAGCCGGGUGUCCAUGGUGAGGUCUACUUCGGGAGCGGUACCUGUGUUGGGCCAAAAUGGAGGUGCUACACCGAGGGGUAUGGCAGGCAGCAGUGUUGCUGGUAGCACCUCCAACCUUGCCGUCCCAGUACCUACUACACCCACAAUUGCCGAGGGAAUCGAGCCGGAAAAUGACUCCACCCUUCAAGACGAUUCCGCUAUCAUCGAUCUCGAUCUCGAUCUCGAUCUAUCCCCUGUAGAUGAGAUUCUGCACAAGACCUGCUACCAGCUGUCGUCUCACGCGCCAGAGUCGCUCGACUGGUUCAACGUGUUGGUGGCCCAGAUUAUCACCCAGCUGCGGUUCGAUGCCAAGGCGAACAACAACCUGAAUCUGCUCAAUUCGCUCGAUGCAGCCUUCAACUCCAAACGUCCAGACUUCAUCGACAGAAUCAACGUGACGGAAAUCAACCUCGGCGACGAUUACCCCAUCUUGUCCAACUGCAAAAUCACCCACAAAGGCACAGGGCCCGCAGGAUCCGGAGCUGCGUCAGGAAACAACAUGCCCAACAAUGCCGAGUACGACGACUCGCGCUUGGAAGCUCAAAUGGAUAUCGAUCUUUCAGAUACAAUUACGCUGGGAAUUGAAACGAGACUGAAUCUCAACCAGCCCAAGAUCCUGUCGCCCUUUUUGUCGCUGUCGACUUCUCUGCCAGUUUCCCUUUCCGUCACUAUUGUCCGGUUCACAGCCCGUCUGAACAUCUCUCUUUACCAACAGAUCGAACAGACUGAAGAAGACGAAAAGGACAAGCGAGACACUAUUCUGUCCAUCAACUUUGAGCCGGAUUACAAGCUGCAGCUGUCGGUCAAGUCGCUGGUGGGGUCUCGUUCGCGUCUACAGAACGUGCCGACUCUGGAGUCACUGGUAGAUUCCAAGAUCCAGAAAUGGUUCCGAGAUCACUACGUCGAGCCUCAUCAAAUGAUCUUUAUUCUGCCCAGUCUCUGGCCGAGAAAGAAACGGUCUGCUACAGCGGGAGCAGCAGGGACAGCCACUGGAGCAGAUACGGCUUCUGGCUCGUCAUAA
This is a messenger RNA of Yarrowia lipolytica CLIB122, 1392 nucleotides long. RefSeq lists its product as uncharacterized. Gene Ontology annotation, cellular component: ERMES complex; endoplasmic reticulum. Gene Ontology annotation, molecular function: lipid binding. NCBI's taxonomy places the organism in Eukaryota, Fungi, Ascomycota, Dipodascomycetes, Dipodascales. Gene Ontology annotation, biological process: mitochondrion organization; phospholipid transport. The record is from RefSeq and is a predicted model, not a curated record.